GGAGCAGUGAGCCGGGUGAGCCGGAGCUUGCGUGUCUGCUUCAUUCAUCUGCUGUUUUUUUUUUUUUUUGGGGGGGGGGGGGUCGUUCCUGCCCUGCCUGUUACCCCCACGGGGGCAGAAGGCGGCUUCUCCCUUUCUUCUCUUCUCCGUUUUGCCCUCAGAAUGGCUCUGUGAGCCACACUGGCUCCCGGAGGAACUUAGAAGAAGAGCUGUUUUUAUACCCCACUUUUGUCAACCUUUAAGGAGACUCAAAGCAGCUGUCAACCGCCUUCCCAUCCUUGCAACAGACACCUGAUGAGGUUCAUGACUUCUGCAUUAGGCUGUUCAACUAACCGAGCGUCAUGAGCAGGAACAAGCGUGAAAACAACUUCUACAGUGUAGAGAUUGCAGAUUCUACCUUCACUGUGCUCAAACGAUAUCAGAAUUUGAAGCCUAUUGGUUCAGGCGCCCAGGGCAUAGUAUGCGCAGCCUAUGACGCCAUCCUUGAAAGAAAUGUUGCAAUCAAAAAGCUGAGUCGGCCAUUUCAGAACCAAACCCACGCUAAACGAGCCUACAGAGAGCUUGUCCUUAUGAAGUGUGUGAACCAUAAAAUAUAAUUGGCCUGUUGAAUGUUUUUACCCCACAGAAAUCACUGGAAGAAUUUCAAGAUGUUUACAUAGUGAUGGAGCUCAUGGAUGCAAAUCUCUGCCAGGUGAUUCAAAUGGAGCUGGACCAUGAACGAAUGUCCUAUCUCCUUUACCAGAUGCUGUGUGGCAUUAAACACCUCCACUCCGCUGGGAUUAUACACAGGGAUUUGAAGCCAAGCAAUAUAGUAGUCAAAUCGGAUUGCACUUUGAAGAUUCUUGACUUUGGACUGGCCAGAACAGCAGGAACAAGCUUUAUGAUGACGCCUUAUGUUGUGACUCGUUACUACAGAGCGCCAGAAGUCAUCUUGGGGAUGGGGUACAAAGAAAACGUUGACAUUUGGUCAGUGGGGUGCAUCAUGGGAGAAAUGAUCAAAGGUGGUGUAUUAUUUCCUGGUACAGACCAUAUUGAUCAGUGGAAUAAAGUUAUUGAGCAACUAGGAACCCCGUGCUCUGAAUUCAUGAAGAAGCUGCAACCAACCGUCAGGACCUACGUGGAGAACAGGCCUAAGUAUGCUGGCUAUAGUUUCGAGAAGCUGUUCCCCGAUGUCCUUUUUCCAGUUGACUCUGAGCACAACAAACUGAAGGCCAGUCAAGCCAGAGAUUUGUUAUCCAAAAUGCUGGUGAUCGACGCAUCAAAAAGAAUCUCAGUGGAUGAAGCCCUGCAGCAUCCAUACAUCAAUGUCUGGUAUGACCCUUCGGAAGCCGAAGCCCCUCCUCCAAAGAUACCAGACAAGCAGCUAGAUGAACGAGAGCACACAAUAGAGGAAUGGAAAGAGUUGAUCUACAAGGAAGUCAUGGACCUGGAGGAGAGAACCAAGAAUGGAGUUAUACGUGGACAGCCGCCUCCUUUAGGUGCAGCAGUGAUCAGCAGUUCUUGGCACCCGUCUUCAUCGUCCUCCGUCAACGACGUGUCUUCGAUGUCUACCGACCCAACCUUGGGUUCUGAUACAGACAGCAGUCUAGAAACAUCAGCAGGUCCUCUGGGAUGCUGCAGAUGACUACGAGAGAAAUUGGAGGGGACGGGGGAGGGAGGGAGGGAGGGGGUGGUCUUAGUUUCCUAAAUCAAUGGUGGUAUUUUGGGGAGUUCAGAAGUAAUUGUGGGAUUCGUUCCAGAGUGCUACUUUCAAACCGUCAGUCGUGUUAGAAGCAGCCGCAGUGCUUUCCUUUAAUUAAGUGUACAGUAUUAAUUUUUUUUGUCAUGGGUUUUUAAAUCUGCAUAUGUUUUACUACUGUUAAGGCUGACCUUAUUUUUUUUAAAAAAAAUUGCAUUUGUAAGACUUUAUUCAGCAUAAUGUUCAGUCUGUUACAACAUGGCUUUAUUUAUGGUUUUCUCGUUUUUUCAGAACUGUUUUUAUUUAAGGUGUCUGUCUAUGUUUACAGGCCCUUUUUGCAACCCAUAAGCUAAAAUCUUCCCUUCUAGCCAUGUGGCUAAUUGUCACUCCAGGGACAGCAGCUCUGAACGCACAGGAUUCUGGGGUCCAAUGAGAGCAUGACGAAAGGUCCAGCAGCUUUGCAUCAGGCAGCCCAAAGGAGCUGACCCGUCCUGCCUGAUGCCGUUUCUGACCACCUUCGGCAAGAAGGCCACCCUUGGACGCACAGUCCUGCCAAGCAGAUAAAGUGUCCUCUGUGAGUUGCCAUUAGCCAGCCACUCCACUCUCCUCACCCCGCUCCGCCAUGCAAAUUCACCUUUCCCACACCUCACACAGGUCUGUGGAGUUCUCUUUGGUCUGUUAGCUCUUGUGUACACCUUUCCUUUCCCUGAAGCACUUUUCUCACCCAGAGGGCCCUGCAGUCCUCAAUUCUUUAACAGAUGUAUCCUGCCAGGCAGGGGUGUCAGCUGCUAGUGUAGAGUCCCUCGUUGGACCCGACAGAGCUAUAACUCUGAGAGCUGGCCCUGGGAUGCUCUGAAGCCAUGAGAACGGAGUCGUUUUCAGCACUGAAGUCCCCUUUUUUUGAGCUCCCUUUUUAGAAGGAAAAAAGUAAUAAUGAACUGUGUAGAAAUGUUAAAUAGUAAUGUAAAAUGGUGCUGCUCCUUAUUGAAAAUAUGUUAACUGUUUACAAAUGUAUAUUAUUGAAUGAUUUUGUGCAGCUGACCUGUGUAUGAGUAAAACAAUCAUUGAGAAUUUAUGUCCUUUGAAAAUACGAUGUUUUGUUUAUUUUUAAUUUAGGCUAUACUGACUGCCUUGUGUAGAUAAAAGUAUUUUGUGUAGUGAAUGUAAAUGUGAACGAAAAUGUACAUCAAUGCCGCCUACGGAAAUGAACAUUAAACAAAAUAGCACAA
Messenger RNA from Sphaerodactylus townsendi, 2907 nucleotides. RefSeq names its product mitogen-activated protein kinase 8 (gene MAPK8). NCBI's taxonomy places the organism in Eukaryota, Metazoa, Chordata, Lepidosauria, Squamata, Sphaerodactylidae. Gene Ontology annotation, cellular component: cytoplasm; nucleus. The coding region runs from base 662 to 1624 and encodes 320 amino acids. The transcript has 13 exons. The record is from RefSeq and is a predicted model, not a curated record. Gene Ontology annotation, molecular function: JUN kinase activity; ATP binding. Gene Ontology annotation, biological process: protein phosphorylation; JNK cascade.